This is a messenger RNA of Vespa crabro (European hornet), 4869 nucleotides long. RefSeq names its product GATOR complex protein WDR59 (gene Wdr59). The transcript is spliced from 20 exons. NCBI's taxonomy places the organism in Eukaryota, Metazoa, Arthropoda, Insecta, Hymenoptera, Vespidae. The coding region runs from base 1821 to 4715 and encodes 964 amino acids. The record is from RefSeq and is a predicted model, not a curated record. Gene Ontology annotation, molecular function: protein binding.
GUGUGUAUAAUAAAAGAUAUAUAUCUUAUUUGCAUGAUUUUAACAAACCUUUCAACAAAGUAAAAAGGAGAUAUUGUGUUUGUAUGGUUCUGUUUAUAAUUGGUACAUUGUAAUAUAUAAAUGUAAUAUAUACACAUAUACUUCACGACAAAAACAUGGAAUACCUCACAAAUUCAAUGUUUUCAUCACUUAAAUGUAACAAAUAUACUUUUGAUACGUAUACAUUUUUAUUAUAAAAUACAUUAUAUUACAAACAAACAAAAAGGCUAAAAAGUUUUUUGUUAGUAUAACAAAAAAAAAAUACAAAAAACCAGUACGACAAAAUGAUGUCACAUAAACAAAAAAAUGUGAUUUAAAUACUUAAAAUAAUAUAAUAAAAUAUAUAACAAUUCUUAAUACUUUGUAUGUUCUUUUUUAUUUGCUAAAAUAGCCAAUAUACAUUUCAGAAGUACACUUCCGAAAUGUACUUUGGAACACUUCAAAUAUGAACUUCAGGAUCACUUAAAUAGUUUUUUUAAUAUAUUUUGGUUGUACUUUUAUCCAUUUUUAUUUAAUGCACAUUUUUAAAUCUGCAAAACAUUGAAAUUGUCUUCCAUCUUCAUAAACAUUUCUUGCAAGUUGUGCCCAACAAUUUUUAAUUAUGUUAAGAUCUGAUGAUCUCGUUGAUCACCUUAGAAUACUUAUCUUUUUUACUCAAAAUUUGAAGCUUCUUUUAAAAUCUCACGUUUUUCAUGAUUGUUUACUGCUUUCGGUUGAUCAAAACUCUUUUUUUUUUACUGUAUGCUUGUGGAUUUUUUAAUAAAUUAUACACUAUUUUUCCGCUUCGAUAUAUAAUGCGUGUAAUUUUUGAAACGAAAUGGUUCUCUUUAUGUAGUACCGAAACCGUUUUUAUUUCGAUGUUGGAUAAAAAUUUUUCUCUACUCACAGUAAAAUGUUAAUAAAAAAAACGACAACAAACACACACAAUAAUACAGUACACGGUCGGACGGUUUAAUAACAGCAGAAAAAGAAUCUCGAGGCUAUGUCAUCAUUUUAUCACAUUGGUGAAUCCUUUUGUUUACGUUUCAAUUUAACUCUUCCAAUAAAAACAACUUUGGAAUUCCAUCGAAAUAUAUAUAUAAGGAAAUAUCAAGAUUCAUCACAUUCAAAAAAUAGCAAUAUUUAGGAGUAUACUAUCUUUUUAUCGCGGGGUGUAUUAUAUAUUAAAAUUAAAAAAACUUAUUAAAUGCUUUAUUACAUAUCAGAAACCUUUCUUCUUUUUCUUUUUUGCGAAUCAGGAAAUCAAAAAUACACCAUUAUAUUCACUUAUAUAAUAAUCAUAUUUACACAUUUAAUAUUUAAUGUAAUAUUGUGUGCGUGUAUAUAUAUAUAUAUAUAUAGAGAGAGAGAGAGAGAGAGAGAGAGAGUUAUAUAGAAUAUGUUAAAAAGUACUAAAUGCCUUUAAAAUGUUUACAUUUUAUAUAAAUAAUUAAAUUUUAAGUACGCUACAGAUUGCUUUAAUCGAAUUCAAAAGGACGAAUGCCGCGAAAAAAUUAAAUCUAUGAUAUAGAUGGUAUAAUUAAAUAAAAUGCAUCGAUAUAUAAGAUGGAUUGUAUGUUCCAUAAUAAAAACAUAAAAUAUCAUCAUCAAUCACAUUUUAUUAAAUAAGAAAUAGAAAACGAUUACUUAACCUUUAUUUCUUUAUCUUCUAGAGUUCAAUAUAUUUACCAUGGAAUACGGAGUUACACGCAACAAACAUAUGGCGAUUAGUGCAAUAAUUGAAGAUAAAUUUCGCGGAAAAAGCAAAAGAAUGUUGACAAGCAUUUGUAUUCAUUUGUAAAAUGUCAAAACGUUGGAGCAAUGAUUAUGUGGUUACGGAGCACCGUGACUUACAGGCUAAUACUAUGGCCAUAGAUGCAACUGGGAAUUAUGUUUUACUAGCUGGUCGUAGAUAUUUUGCCAUAAAACAAUUGGAUGAAUGCAAGGAAACCUUACGAAAAUUUCAACGACAAAGUAAAUAUGAAGUAGGUUCUGCGGAAUGGAAUCCCACACCAUUAAAUUGUCACUUAUGUGCAAUAUCAAGUAAUACUCGUAUAGAAAUAUUAAGCCUUACAGUAAGUAGUGGAUAUGAGCUACAAACUAUCUAUGGUCUUAAAGCACAUACCCGUGUAGUUAAUGAUAUAAAUUGGCAUCCAAAAGAACCUGACAUUAUAGCUUCUUGUAGUAUUGAUACUUUUAUACAUAUUUGGGACAUAAGAGAUCAACGAAGACCUUGUUUAUCUUUAUCAGCAGUUGCGGGAUCUUCACAAGUACGUUGGAAUGGUUUAUCACCACAUACGUUGGCUACUACUCAUGAUGGAGAUAUUAAAAUAUGGGAUCAACGUAAAGGAAAUAGUCCUGUUCAAUAUAUAGCAGCUCAUUUAACAAAGAUACAUGGUUUAGAUUGGUGUCCAUUUAAUCAAACUCAAUUAGCAACAUCUAGUCAAGAUUGUACAGUUAAAAUUUUUGAUAUUGGCAAUCCAAAAAAAGCAGAAAAUAUCUUAACAACAAAUUCUCCUGUAUGGAGAGCACGAUAUACACCUUUUGGAGAAGGAUUAGUAACGAUAGUAGUACCACAGUUAAGACGAGGAGAGAAUAGUCUUUUAUUAUGGAAUACAUCAAAUCUUAGCGCACCUAUAUAUACUUUCGUAGGACAUACCGAUGUUGUCUUAGAAUUCCAAUGGCGACAUAAAAAAUUAGAGAACACUGACUAUGAAUUAAUUACGUGGUCAAAGGAUCAAUGCUUAAGGAUAUUUAAAAUUGAUCCUUUUUUAAAAAAGUUAUGUGGACAUGACAGUGACGAUAAUGCCUCCGUUUUUUCGCAAUAUGGAAAAGAUAAUGCAUUAAGUUCUUUGCAAUCCGUUCAACAACUUCAAAUAAAUGAUGCGCAGAAUAAUCAGGAAACAAAUUAUAUAGAAACAAAAAUUGAUGAUUCUACAUCGAGUACGGAAUUAAGUACAUUUUCUGAAAAUACAAAGGAUAUAUCAUCACCUACACAACCCAAGACAUUACAACAAGAAUUUUCCUUGAUAAACAUGAAUAUACCAAAUAUAGAGGUAAAUGCAAUGGAUGCAAAUGAACGAAGCUGUACUGUUACAGCAUGUAAUACAAAUUAUAACGUAGUACUUAAAGUAAAUUUUCCUAGAAACUAUCCAUACAAUGCACAACCUACAUUCCAAUUUUGUCCUGGAACAAGCAUUGAUAAUGCAACAAUGGCAAAGUUAUUAAAAGUUUUGAAACAGACUGCUCAACAACGCGUCAGAAAAAACCGUUCCUGUUUGGAACCAUGUCUUAGACAAUUGAUUAUAACGUUAGAACAAAUAUGUAAAAAAGAUGAAAAUGAAACCAAUCAUCUAGAUUAUUAUAUACAGGAUAAUGCAAACUUCUUAAAUUCCUCUAAUAUGUGUACUACUUAUCAAGAUGCAUAUAUACCAUUUCCUCGAACAUCCGGUGCCAAAUUUUGUUGUGUAGGUAUACUUGUAUGUUUUGGUCGUUCUUCAUAUCAAAGAAGAUCUUCAAUAAAACCUGAAAGUAUAACACCUAGAGCACUAUCUGCUUUAGGAAGUGGAAUUAAUAAUGGAGAAAAUUUUAUGAAUAUGUAUCCAAAUACUUAUGUGCCAUCUAAUGAUGGUAUAUCAAUCAGUUCUUUCUAUUUUCAAGAUCGUAAAAACAUAAGACGUAAUUUACAUGGUACAAAUAGAAUACACGACAGGCCAUGUUGUAAAAAUUAUCGUUCAUUGGUUACAAUUUACGAAGCUUCGUCUCUAUUUUUUGUUAGUAAAGAACUUGCAGAAAAAUAUAUUAUUAACAUUACAGAUAUUCCAGCUAUGUGUCAGUAUAAUGCAAAUGUUGCUGCUACAUUGGAAAGAGCUGAUUUGGUACAAGCUUGGUGUUUAGCUGCACUUGUUAUAUCACAAUCUUCUUCCAAUAAAGGACAAAACUUAUUUCAAACAUCAGAUAAUGAUCUUGCUCCAUGGGCUUUACAUCCAUUCGGACAAAAUUUAAUUCAUUCUUUAAUUCAACAUUAUGCUAAUCAAUCUGACAUACAAAUGGCUGGUAUGUUGAGCUGUGCAUUUAGUUAUCGAUCUGAAAAUGUAGAUGCUACGCAAACACGAAUAGUUAGCAAAUCUGUUAAUGUUAGUCCUGGUGGUUCCCCAUAUCAUACAAUUCAUCUAGCAGAUACAACAUUAGAAGGAUGCAAUUUUCCAAAUUUAAAACCACAUAGGUCCAAUUCAUGGUCUGAAUCUCUAGAUGAUUUAAAAAUUAUACAAGAUACAUUUGGAGAUUCUGUUAAAAAUAUUAAAGUACUUGAUGAAAAAUAUACAGCACUUUAUAAUGGAUACAAAAAAGCAUACGCGGAGGUACUACAUAGAUGGCAAUUGUUAGAUGCAAGAGCACAAGUGUUGAAGCAUGUAAGCAUAAUGCCAAUUGAUAUACAUAAAGGUGUUGAAUUCCAAAGUGAAUGUCAAAUCUGUGGUAAAGUUUGUAGAGGUCCUCAAUGCUUAAACUGUAAACGAUUAACAUUUCAAUGUGUAGUCUGUCAUAUUUCAGUUAGAGGACCAAGCAACUUCUGCAUUCUUUGUGGUCAUGGUGGACAUACUCAACACUUAGCAGCCUGGUUUGUUAAUGAAACAGUUUGCCCAGCAGGCUGUGGGUGUUGUUGUUUGCAAGAAAGUUCUAUACUAUUAAAAAUGUAAAUAAUACAAAGAAGCAAAAUUGUAUAUACCAAUGACAGAUAAUACGUGUUAUGAUAAAAUAAUAUUUUUUAAGAAAAAAGAGAGAUUUAUUAAUUACCUGUUACAAAGAGUUGUGCAAAUCUAUUAAUAUAAACAUAAUCUAUUUGUAACCUUA